Vanrija pseudolonga is the source of this 3147-nucleotide messenger RNA. RefSeq names its product Mitochondrial escape protein 2 (gene yme2). Gene Ontology annotation, cellular component: mitochondrial inner membrane. The coding region runs from base 10 to 3072 and encodes 1020 amino acids. Lineage: Eukaryota; Fungi; Basidiomycota; Tremellomycetes; Trichosporonales; Trichosporonaceae. The transcript has 3 exons. The record is from RefSeq and is a predicted model, not a curated record.
CACUCUACAAUGCUCAGAAGGGCAGCCACGCUGGGGAUCCGGCCCCACCUACGCGCGGCGAGGCCCAUCACCCUCGCCGCGCUCGCACGGCCACGACUAGCGGCAGCGGUACCCCGGAUUGCUGCGCCGGCAAUUCGGCACCUCUCGGACGGGGCGCCCGACGCGACGGCGGACGUCGUCGCCGACGCGGUGGUGAUUGGCGACCGCGACGAGAGCGAGCGCGUCCACGCGUCCUUCUACGUGUCCAACGUGCUCCCCAUCCAGCUGGGCUCGUGGGACAUCCGCCCGUGGCUCGCCCGCCUGACGGAGGAGCGGCUCCUCGAGGAGCUGGCUGACAUUGCCGCCGAGCUCAAGGACGUGUACGGGUUCCGCGUCGAGAGCUGGGAGGUCGCGCGCAAGGACGGCGGCGUCUUCUGCCACUUCUCCUACUUCCCCCCGCACCCGCCCGAGCUCCCAGCAGCGGGUACGGACUCCGACUUCCACGCGCCCGAGGACCUCACCCCCGAACCGACGUCGCCGGCCGCGCUCUUCCUCCCCCGCUUCGUUGGUGCGGCGGAGAAGCACGGCGGCUGGCCUUAUUGGCUCGGAUCGUGGUACGCCAACUGGCGCGACGAGAAGAAGAACAACAACAACGACAGGACGGUCGACGACUCGGGCCACCACUUUUACCGCGGCGACGCACGCGUGCUUACCACUGAGACCAAGUGCGACACAUCGUCACUUCGGGGAUGGCAGAGGACGGCCGGCACAGGCCGCAUAUGGGUCGUACGCGGCCGCCAGUGGACAGAGGAUCUGAACCGUUUCCCGUCCAACAGACUUCGCGUCGAGUUUGACGGGCCAGACAUCUCGCAGGAGGUCCUGUACACCCUGUUCAGGCCCUACGGACGCCUGAUGGAGAUUACGCCGCCGGCGCCGGUGCCAGCGGGUAAUCUGCGUUUUGCCCAGCUCCAGUUUUCACGUAUCGGUCCCUCGGUUGCGGCGAGCAAGUGUCUCCACGGCUUCUCGACGCCGACCAACUCGGCAGACUUGCACAAGAAGAAGACCAACAAGGAUACCGACGUCAAGCUUGCGCGGCUGAGAAUCUUCUACGAGAACCCGCUCAAGGCGCACUACAUCCGCGACUGGAUCAGCAACCACCCGCGUAUCGCGCUCCCGAUUAUCGCCUUCCUAAUCGGCACACUGUCGUACACGUUCUUCGACCCGAUUCGCGCCUUCUUCGUGCGCUCAGAAGUCGAGGGCGCCUGGAACAUUGAGGACUACUCGGCCGUCAAGUUCCUGCGCGAGAAGACAUACCAGCCGCUCGUGACAAACCUGUUUGGCACGUCGGUGAGGCGCAGACGCCACGCGACCGAGAGCCUCGGCCGCGCGUCAUGGAAGGACCGCGUCGAGGCCGAGAGGGCGUGUGAGAACUGGUUGCAAGAGUUCCCCAGCACGUUUGUUGUUGUGACUGGCCCGCCUGGCUCGGGCAAGCACAAGCUCGUCACGCGUGUCGUCAAGCACUCCAAGAAGCAGUGCAUUGAGAUUGACUGUGCCAACAUUGCCAAGGCCAAGACGGACGUGGCUGUGAUUGACGGCUUGGCUCAUGAGACUGGCUACUGGCCGACGUUCUCGUUCCUGCAAUCGAUCAACGGGCUGAUCGAUCUCGCGGCCAUGGGUCUCAUUGGACAAAAGGCGGGCUUCGCAACCCCUGUUGACGAGCAGCUGCGCUCCAUGCUUGACGUCGUCACCAUUGCCCUCAAGGACGUGCAGGCCCAUGCCGAGGAGGGCCGUCAGCGCGCAAGGAAGUGCGCUCAGGACGAAAUCGUCCUCAAGGCAGACCGCGAGCAUGAGCUGCGACUCAUCAAGGCUGGUGUGUGGCACGAUGGCCGCUUGGACUGCGUCGCUGGCAACGGUAUCAUGAGCGAGUUGGGCUUGGGCAUUGAGGAACCGACCAUGGACGAUGUUGCUGUUCCCUUGGCACCACUCAUCGACGGCAACGCUCCCAUCGACGGCGAAGGCGUCCCCCCCACAACCGGCCUGUUUGACAAGCAUGCCGCUGCGGCUGCCCAAGCUCCUGCGCCCGAAGACACGGAAGUCGACACUGAGGCUGAGCUCAUCAAGACCAUGCCCAUUGUCGUCUUGCGCAACUUUGCCAUCAAGCCGGCGCGCGGCGACCUCUGGAACGUUUUGUCCGAGUGGGGUGCAGCGCUCAUCGAGAACAAGGUCGCCCAUGUCAUUGUCAUUGGCGAGGGCUCUACCACGACCAAGACGCUCACGCGCGCGCUCCCUUCAAAGCCUCUUGACCUCAUUGCCCUCUCGGAUGCCGACCGUAGCAGCUCGCUCGAGUACGUCCGCGAGAAGCUCGCCAACUCGGAGAGCCAUCGCGAGCUAGACUCGUCCGACGAAGCCGACAUUGCCAAGCUCGGUGGCCGCAUGGUCGACCUCGAGUUGCUCGUGUACAAGGUGCGCAGUGGGCAGUCUGUCCACGAGGCGGUUCACGACAUUGUGCUUCGCAACAUUGUCGAGCUGCGCAAGGUCGGCUUUGGCGACGACACCGAGGACGCCAAGCACCUCCAGUGGACACGCCCCCAGGCCUGGAAGAUUGUUACCGAGCUCGCCAAGAAGCCCGAGAUUUCGUACCCCAAGCUCCUGCAGGACUUCCCCUUCAAGGGCGCCGAGGCGAGCCUCAAGGCGCUUGAGGAGCACGAUAUUAUCGGUAUCGUGUACCACGACGGCCGGCCGUCUCGCAUCAGGCCAGGCAAGCCCGUGUUUGUUGAGGCAUUCUCGCAGCUGGUCAAGGACGACGUGUUCCGCGCCCAGAGCCAGAUCGAGUACAACACGGCGAUUGGCAACAAGGCCGAGACGGAGAUCAAGGACAUUGAGGACGAGCUCAACAAGCUGCGUGAGAUUGCGGCCAACGGCGACAAGCUCGGCGUCGGCGAGGGCAGCUGGUUCGGCCUGACCAAGGGCUCACCAGUGUACCAGCGUGCGCAGUACCUUCUCGCCAAGCUGGAUACCGCGAUGGACAAGCUCAACAAGGCGGACGCGGACACGACCGAGCAGAAGAAGGUGUUCUCGUCCGGCAAGGCGUAGGGCGGAGUGAGCGAGGGAGCAGACGUAUCUCUGUACUAGUCGUACCCAUGUAACGAGUAUGCGUGGUGGGCUGGA